CUGACGUUAGUUUGAGACUAGACAAUGCCGGAACCUCUGGAUCUCUCCCCACCAGACAUCCCAGAGCCAGGACUUCUGGAAACUGUGCUUCGUUAUGGCCUUUUCUGUGGAGCCAUCUUCCAAUUGAUUUGUAUAUUAGCCAUCAUAUUCCCAGGAAGCAAGAGCCAGGAAAUGGAAUCUGAUUCCCAAGAAGUGAAGAGCCCAGAAGCAGUGAAGAAACCUAAAAUGCCAUCAGUUGCGCUUGGAAAGAAGCAGAAGAAAGAGACAAAGAAGAAGAGGUGAGAUGGGGAGAUGCAACAUUUACACUUUCUCCACUGGAACCUGAAAAACUGGCCCAGGGGGGACCCAUGACCCUCUCUUCCACUGACAUCCAUGCACCAGCCUCCUUGAUACUUGUCUUCAAUACACAUCAUUGGUGACCUACCCAGAGACUGUAUCCAAUAUGAUGUUUUAUUCCAUUGUACAGUGUUGCCUGCUAAUUUACUUUAUUGUGUCCAUUUCUUGCAGUCUCUUUAUAAUUGUCACACAAUAAGGUAACAAUAUAUGGUUACUGCCCUGUGUAUAACAUGCAGGCACUUGGCUUUGGAUACACAAGUCAUUGUGCAUCAUGCAAAUAUUACUUUGCAUGCAUUAUCUCCCAGUCCACACAAACACACUGGUGGUGGGACACCUAAUCCACUUGUUUAAAUACGGCUGUGCUCUUGUGUAGUACUGAGUUAUGGGCGUGACUUGUUAACCAGUGCAUGAUCUGCAAUUGACCCAUUGUCCUUCCUCUUUAUAAAGGGCAUUUUGUACAUAGACAUAUAGAUUUCCAUGUCUUGACUUGAAAGUAAAGUUCAUGUGGGCAGUGGAAA
Xenopus laevis (African clawed frog) is the source of this 854-nucleotide messenger RNA. It is a transcript of the gene manbal.L, whose product is annotated as mannosidase, beta A, lysosomal-like L homeolog. Lineage: Eukaryota; Metazoa; Chordata; Amphibia; Anura; Pipidae. The transcript is spliced from 3 exons. The record is from RefSeq and is marked provisional. Gene Ontology annotation, cellular component: membrane. The coding region runs from base 25 to 282 and encodes 85 amino acids.